AAUGUUGGUGAAUGACAUUUGGUGAUAUCAUUAGACGUUAAAACUUUUACACAUUGGUCAUCAUGUAGUAGUUUAAAUUUAAGAAAUAUAUUGAAGAUAUAAUAUUACUCGUAUUAUUAAUUUGUAUUCCCAAUAUGACCAUAUAAAUGGUUCUCUGUAUGUAUUGUGAUUUGUGAGAGAGACAACACGAGAUCCCCUGAAAAGUGAAAACCAAACAAACCAAAGCUUCAAGAAAAUCAUGAACGUAGAUGAAGAAAUUGAGCAACUCAAAGAAGAAAUCAAACGACUUGGCCACAAACAAAACGAUGGAUCUUACAAGGUGACAUUUGGCAUGCUGUUCAACGAUGACAGAUGUGCAAACAUCUUCGAGGCGCUUGUAGGGACACUAAGAGCAGCCAAAAAACGUAAAAUUGUGACAUAUGAUGGAGAGUUACUACUACAAGGUGUUCAUGAUAAUGUUGAGAUAAUACUAAAAGAAGCAGAAGCAUGAUUCAUCAUCCAUAAUCACAAAGUCUACAUUUUUCAUGUUUUACUUUUCUUGUAUGUUAGACCAAAACUCCCCCAAUGUCUAUGAUACAAGAUGCUAUAACUUACGGGAUGUUUACAAUUACUUUGAAUUCAUUGGGG
Messenger RNA from Lactuca sativa (garden lettuce), 627 nucleotides. RefSeq names its product costars family protein. The record is from RefSeq and is a predicted model, not a curated record. NCBI's taxonomy places the organism in Eukaryota, Viridiplantae, Streptophyta, Magnoliopsida, Asterales, Asteraceae. Gene Ontology annotation, biological process: regulation of actin filament-based process.